Centropristis striata (black sea bass) is the source of this 3056-nucleotide messenger RNA. It is a transcript of the gene mex3b, whose product is annotated as mex-3 RNA binding family member B. Lineage: Eukaryota; Metazoa; Chordata; Actinopteri; Perciformes; Serranidae. The record is from RefSeq and is a predicted model, not a curated record. The coding region runs from base 513 to 2138 and encodes 541 amino acids. The transcript is spliced from 2 exons. Gene Ontology annotation, molecular function: RNA binding.
CUUUUAGCCAAAACCACGCCCACUUACAGAUCAACCAGCCAAUCGGCUCGCGGAUAUGCAAAUGAGCUCGCGGCACCGCAUCGUCCCUGCCUAGUCGGUGACGUCACCCGCACAUCUCUCUGUCUGGCUGUGGAAAGACUCAGACAGAAGCAACAGAGGAGCUGAGGGAGCCAGCCGGGGAGGGGCCCUUUGUCAGGAAGGAAUAUUAUUACUAUCCACCGCCGGCUCUGGAAUAAACACGCUUUUCUUCUCCGUCUUCCCCUUCAACAGCACAGCCCGGGUCGGCUCGGACCCGGAUACCACAUCUAGCGGGAAAACAAAGGGGCUGGAUGGUUUUUGUAGCUCCUUGUACUGUUUUUCUCCCCUCCCCAGCCGCACUGAUUUAUUUGCACUGACCAGUUGUCUUUGAGAACCGGGUCCGGUGCCUCUCCCCUCCUCCUGCCCUCUCCUUUCUUUCUUCCUUCUCCACCUCCUUCCCUUCGCCUUUUAUCCGAUCCCUCAAAGUCUCAAAGAUGCCCAGCUCGCUUUUCGCCGACAGCAGCAGCGUCCAGGGGGACGCACUGGACGACCAGAGAGCCCUGCAGAUCGCCCUGGAUCAACUCUCUCUUCUCGGCUUGGACAACGACGAGAACUCCCUGUACGACAACCAGGAGCCCCGGAAAAAGAGCGUCAACAUGACGGAAUGCGUCCCGGUUCCCAGCUCGGAGCAUGUGGCUGAGAUUGUGGGCCGACAGGGUUGCAAGAUCAAAGCGCUGCGAGCAAAGACCAACACCUACAUCAAGACCCCGGUUCGAGGCGAGGAGCCUGUGUUUGUGGUGACGGGCAGGAGGGAGGAUGUGGCCAUGGCCAGGAGGGAGAUCAUCUCUGCCGCUGAGCACUUCUCCAUGAUAAGAGCCUCCAGGAACAAAAACACCAGCCUGAAUGGGAGCGGCACCCCAGUCCCUGGACCACCUAACCUGCCUGGACAGACCACCAUCCAGGUGCGGGUGCCUUACCGAGUGGUGGGGCUGGUUGUAGGCCCCAAGGGUGCUACCAUCAAGCGCAUCCAGCAGCAGACCCACACCUACAUCGUGACACCCAGCCGAGACAAGGAGCCGGUGUUUGAAGUGACGGGGAUGCCGGAGAACGUGGACCGAGCUCGUGAAGAGAUCGAAGCCCAUAUCGCCAUGAGGACAGGAGGCCUUAUUGAGCUUCAGGAUGAGAAUGACUUCCACGCUAACGGUACUGAUGUGGGUUUUGAUCUACACGGGCACGCUACCUUGUGGUCCAAGCCCAGUGCGGGGAUGACCCCCACCUCAGUGCGUAAACCCUUCUCCAACUACCGCAACGACUCGUCCUCCUCUCUGGGCAGUGCCUCCACUGAUUCCUACUUUGGUAACAACGGCUCGCGUAUGGCUGACUACAGCCCCCCCAGCCCCGCUCUAAGCUACACCACCACCAAUAACAACGGCAACAACAAUAACAAUAACAUUAACGUCAACACCAACGGCAAUGGGUUUGUUUACGGAAGUGAGGUGAUCUCACCUGACUGCACUGAUCUGACUUUUGACUCCUCGUCUGGCUUCGACUCUGCUAGCACCCCGCCGGGCCUCCUGUGGUCCCAGUACGACAGCCGCAUGACCCCCUCCUCCACCGGAGGCAGCUCCCCCACCUCCACCUCAGCCAUAUUCCCCACCAACAACUCCACUAAUGCCAAUGGCAUCGUGAACCAGAGAAGGGUUAACGGUUGUACCCCCCAGCCCAGACUGUCCCCCCCCCUCCACAGCCACAACGGAGGUCCAAGCGAGCACCCUUUAGCCCGAAGAGUGCGCAGCGACCCCGGCGGAGGCGCGCUCAGUUUCCCUGGUUACUCCAGCACUAUCGCCUCCCUGCCGGGCCCUCACCUCCCUGGAGUCUCAUGCGACUCCUCCGCCUCGUCAUCUUCUUCCUCUUCCUCCUCCUCCACCUCCUCCAGCACCAGCCGAAAAGGCAGCCGUGACUGUUCGGUGUGCUUCGAGAGUGAGGUCAUCGCCGCCCUGGUCCCCUGUGGGCACAACCUCUUCUGUAUGGAAUGUGCCAAUCGUAUCUGUGAGAGGAGCGAACCCAAAUGCCCUGUCUGCCACACCGGCGUCACUCAGGCAAUACGUAUAUUUUCAUAAAAAGUGUAACUCUUGUCUUGCCAGUGAGACAGGCUACGAUAGCAACAAAUAGACUCCUCAUACCGCUUUAAUGAGAUCACCAACCAUCAGUUUGGAAAGUGUACAUAGAUAUACAUAUGUAUGUAAGAGGCUGCAGUAUCCAGAAGAAGGGACAGACGCCCCUUUGGGAUCUGUCGUACUUGUUAAUAAUAUACUGUAGCUUGGGGAAAUAUUUUCAACAUCUAAGUGCAUGUUUUAAAUAUUACAACAUAGUAAUCAAUAGUUCUAGUAAAUUGUACCCUAUAUUUAUGAAGUGAAGAGAUACAGUGGGGUCAGGAUGGAGGUACGUGGGUCAAACUGUAGACUGUUAGCUGGCGGAGCCCUCCAGUUUUGCUGAUCGAAUGUAGUAAGAGGAGAGGCCAUGGCUGGGAAACACGGAGGGCUUCUAGCCAAACAGAACUAUUGACUUUGACUAAGAUACUGCAGCUCAAAGUCAGAAACCACAUGAGGAAGAGCAACAACAUAUCCUACAUAUAUAUGUAUAGAAUCAAUUUCCACAAGUUGAAAGUUUUAAAUGACAUUAAUACAGAUUGAAGUAUUUUAUUCUUUUUUGACUUGAAAGAUUAUAUUUCUUAUUGCAAAGAUGUUUACAGAUAUUUUAAUUUAAGUUCAGUGAACUUUUUGUAGCUGGGUUGAAAUAUUGUUUAUUUUUUAGUAUGGCCUAUGGCAUUGAUCACUGUAUUAUUUUAAUAUCACACGACUGUGGGAUGAAAUCCAAGUCCACAAAAUGUGUAUUGCAUUUGACAGUAUUCUGUUGGGAUGGAGUUUUUAUAGGUUCAGCAAAAAAUGUUUAAAUCUGCUUCACCCAGCAUAUUUUUUAUUCAGUGAUAUAAAGCAUAUUUUAUUCUAUAUUAUUAUGAAACAUUGAAAUGUAUAAAA